This is a messenger RNA of Mandrillus leucophaeus (drill), 909 nucleotides long. RefSeq names its product chymosin-like. Gene Ontology annotation, molecular function: aspartic-type endopeptidase activity. Gene Ontology annotation, biological process: proteolysis. The record is from RefSeq and is a predicted model, not a curated record. The transcript is spliced from 7 exons. NCBI's taxonomy places the organism in Eukaryota, Metazoa, Chordata, Mammalia, Primates, Cercopithecidae.
AUGAGGUGCCUUGUGGUGCUCCUUGCAGUCUUUGCUCUCUCCAAGGUCAAUGCCAUCACCAGGGUUCCUCUGCACAAAGGGAAGUCGCUGAGGAGGACCCUGAAGGAGCACGGGCUCCUGGAGGACUUCCUGAGGAAUCACCAUUAUGGGGUCAGCUGGAAACACUCCAGCUCUGCGGUGGUGGCCAGCGAGUCUCUGACCAACUACCUGGAUGUCUCUAACAUUGUGGACUCCCACCAGACUGUGGGCCUGAGCACCCAGGAACCCGGCGACAUCUUCACCUACUCUGAGUUUGACGGGAUCCUGGGGCUGGCCUGUCCCUCUCUUGCCUCUGAGUAGUCAGUGCCCAUGUUUGACAACAUGAUGCAGAGGCACCUGGUGGCCCAAGACCUGUUCUCAGUCUACAUGAGCAGGAAUGACCAGGGGAGCCUGCUCACGCUGGGGGCCAUUGACCCGUCCUACUACACAGGCUCCCUGCACUGGAUACCCGUGCCUGUGCAAGAAUACUGGCAGUUCACUGCGGACAGUGUCACCAUCGAUGGUGUGGUGGUGGCCUGUGACGGUGGCUGUCAGGCCAUCCUGGACACCGGCAUCUUCCUGCUGGUGGGGCCGGGCAGUGACCUCCUCAACAUCCAGCAGGCCAUUGGAGCCACCGCGGGCCAGUACGAUGAGUUUGACAUCGACUGCAGGCGCCUGAGCAGCAUGUCCACCGUUGUCUUCGAGAUCCACGGCAAGAAGUACCCCCUGCCACCCUCCGCCUACACCAGCCAGGACCAGGGCUUCUGAACCAAUGGUUUCCAGGGUGACUAUAGUUCCCAGCAGUGGAUCCUGGGGGAUAUCUUCAUCCGGGAGUAUUACAGCAUCUUUGACAGGGCCAAUAACCGUGUGGGGCUGGCCAAGGCUGUCUGA